AUGGGCCAAUUCAAGUACUGGCUUGGGAAGCUGCAGGUCCCUACUGAACCUGGACUCUCGACAGCUCAGCUCAUGUUGACAAAUGAGGACCUUAAGCCAGUCGAGCAAGAACGGCGUCAAUGGGGGUGGCCCAAUUUUGUUGCUUUUUGGAUUGCGGAUUCAUUGAACGUUAAUACUUGGAUGAUUUCCUCUUCGAUGAUAGUCGAUGGUCUAUCCUGGUGGCAGUCAUGGUUGUGCGUCUGGAUUGGGUAUACCAUUGCUGGCCUUUUUGUGUGCCUCAUGGGCCGAAUUGGUGCCACCUACCGGAUUCCAUUUGCGGUGACUAACCGGGCCUCGUUUGGAAUUUGGGGGUCAUUCUGGCCAAUUCUUAAUCGAGCGGCAAUGGCAGUGUUAUGGUACGGGGUCCAGACAUACCUCGGAGGCGAAUGUGUGACCUUGAUGAUCCGGGCCAUCUGGCCCAGCUAUGCUCAUUUACCGAACACAAUUCCUGAGGGAGCGGGGGUUACUACCCAACAGUUCGUGAGCUUUCUUUUAUUCUGGCUAUUAUCUCUGCCAGCUCUAUGGUUCCCUAUCUACAAGAUCAGGCAUCUUUUCACUAUAAAGGCAUACUUUUCUCCGACCUGUGCCAUCGCCUUCUUUGGCUGGGCGAUUGCUCGUGCGCAUGGGCUUGGCCCCAUCGUCACCCAGUCUAAUUCUGCACACGGAAGUGCUUUGGCGUGGGUAUUUGUCAAGAGCAUCAUGAGCUGCAUUGCCAACUUUGCUGCGCUUGUGAUCAAUAACCCUGAUUUUGCACGUUAUGCGCGAAAGCCGCAGGAGGCCCUAUUGCCCCAGCUCAUAACGAUCCCAGUUGGAUUUGCUAUUACAUCGUUCAUCGGCAUUAUUGUCUCCUCAUCAUCGAGCGUGAUCUUCGACCAGCCAGUCUGGAAUCCCUUGAGUCUGCUGGGAAUGUUCCUAGAAAAUGCGAACUCGGCUGAGCGUUUCGGCAUCUUCGUCAUCGCGAGUGGUUUUGCUUUGGCCCAGCUAGGGACAAACGUCGCCGCCAACUCCGUGUCCGCGGGUACAAAUCUCACAGCUCUGCUUCCUCGGUUCUGCACCAUUAGACGUGGUGGUUAUCUUUGUGCAGCUAUCGGCCUUGCCAUGUGCCCCUGGACACUCGUUUCAUCGUCCAGCAACUUCACGCUCUAUCUAUCUGCCUAUUCGGUCUUCCUCUCAUCUAUAUCAGGGGUGAUGGCCAGCGACUAUUACUUGGUGCGCAAAGGCUAUCUCGAUAUCGAACAGCUUUAUAGCGCGCGGGAGGAUGGUCCUUACUAUGGCAUCUGUGGGCUUUCAUGGCAUGGCUACGCUGCUUACUUCUGCGGCAUCCUGAUCAACAUUGUUGGGUUUGCUGGCGCCGUCGGUGUCCACGUUCCCGUUGGGGCGGUGUACAUCUACAACAUCAAUUACUUCUCAGGAUUCAUUGUAUCCGGGGGUACAUACUGGUUACUGGCUAAAAUGGUGCCCGUUCCUGCAACGAGCGACACGUGGAACGAAAUCCCUUACGAAACAUGUGCCGUAUCCGAUCUGGAGUGGAAGAAAACGGAGGAAGUGAAGGAAGUGGAGGAAGUGGAGGAAGUGGGGCGAGUGGAGGAAGUGUGA
This is a messenger RNA of Penicillium riverlandense, 1635 nucleotides long. RefSeq names its product nucleobase cation symporter-1 family protein. Gene Ontology annotation, biological process: transmembrane transport; nucleobase transport. The transcript has 6 exons. Gene Ontology annotation, cellular component: plasma membrane. The coding region runs from base 1 to 1635 and encodes 544 amino acids. Gene Ontology annotation, molecular function: nucleobase transmembrane transporter activity. The record is from RefSeq and is a predicted model, not a curated record. NCBI's taxonomy places the organism in Eukaryota, Fungi, Ascomycota, Eurotiomycetes, Eurotiales, Aspergillaceae.